This is a messenger RNA of Suillus subaureus, 441 nucleotides long. RefSeq lists its product as uncharacterized. NCBI's taxonomy places the organism in Eukaryota, Fungi, Basidiomycota, Agaricomycetes, Boletales, Suillaceae. The annotation marks the transcript as partial. The transcript is spliced from 2 exons. The record is from RefSeq and is a predicted model, not a curated record.
AAACUUGAAGUGCAUAUACACAAAUAUGAGAAUCUGCCAGAGGAUUCAGAGUUCAGGCAUGAGAAAUAUCGAGCAGCACUCACAGAGUCCUUGAUGUCACAGGAUGAGGAUGAGGUGAGUGAGCAGGGGCAAAAGAUGGGGCAAUUUAUAUCCCAUGCUGGAACAUAUCAAAGUGACCUUAUGUCAAGGUUCUUGGCCACUGUUGAUGAAGUGGCAGAUCCACACCCCCCACCUCGCUUCACCACUCAGGUUAAAGGUGACUCGAAAGAACUCCCGCUCUUAGCUGCGAAGAAAAUUGAGAAUCAAGCAUGCCGAUGGAUGGUAUCAGUGGAAUGGCUUGCGAGAGAAGAAAACAAGAAGUAUGACUCACCUAGCUUUCUCCUAGACAAUGGGCAUGCAUGGGGUGAUCCAAAGGACCCUGAGGAGAUGUUGGCAGGGUAG